Leptonychotes weddellii (Weddell seal) is the source of this 1064-nucleotide messenger RNA. Lineage: Eukaryota; Metazoa; Chordata; Mammalia; Carnivora; Phocidae. The record is from RefSeq and is a predicted model, not a curated record.
ACAGGAACACAGCCUAUUGGUUCCCUAGGCUCAAUCUCUCCUAGUAGUUAUGGAAGCGUGAAAGAUUUGUGCCCUGCAAAGUUUGGCUUCAAACAUUUUCUUCAUCUUAUUCCUAAUGAAGCAACUAUCUGCAGCUUGCUGCUCUGCAGCAGAAACGACACUGCUUGGAAUGAGCUGAAGCUCACAUGUCAAACCGCACUGCAUGUUCUGCAGUUGACAAUCAAGGAACCAAGUGUUUUGUUGGGAGGUGGCUGUACUGAAACUCAUUUGGCAGCAUAUAUCAGACACAAGACUUGUAACGAGCCAGAAAGCAUUCUCAAAGAUGAUGGAUGUACUCAAACAGAACUUCAAUUAAUCACUGAAGCAUUCUGCAGUGCAUUAGAAUCUGUUGCUGGCUCUUUAGAACAUGAUGGAGGUGAAGUUCUUACUGACAUGAAGUAUGGACACUUUUGGUCCGCUCAGGCAGAGUCUCCCUCUGUUGUUAAGUGGCCAGAUUUGCUUUCAAGAUGUGGCUGUGGACUAUACAAUAGCCAGGAAGAACUCCACUGGUCUUUCUUGAAGACUACUCGGCAUCCCUUUGCACCACAAACUUGCCUUCCACAUGAAGCUACGGGCUCAGCCAACAACCUGACCUUGGACUGUUUUACUGCUAAGCUUAGUGGCCUGCAGGUGGCUGUGGAGACAGCCAAUUUGAUUUUGGAUCUUUCAUGUAUCAUUGAAGAUAAAAACUGAUAGCAUAGCAUAUUUAUGUUACAAACAAACAAACAAAAAACCUAGUCAGGUGUCAGUUAAGAAAAAUAUUGAGUGUAUUUUUUUCUCUCCCAAAGGCCUGUUCUGCAUAUUUGGAUAGAUUAUUCAUAAAAUUAUAGAGGUACUUAUAUAAUGGGGAAAAGUCUGAUUUUUAAAUAGAAAUACCAUAGAAUAUGAAAACUAUGAAGCAUUAUUAUUAAAGGUAUUAUAGUUAUCUUAGGGUUUCCACAGAUGCCACUGUGUAUUGUUCUAAAUUUUUGUUAUUAUUUUGACAUCAUUAAAGAAUAUACAGAAAUAAAAAAAAUUUCCUAACC